AUGGAAACUGACAGUGGAAAGCAAAAGAUAAUGGAAGAAAGCACUGAGAAAAAAAAAGAUGUAGAGAAAAAGAAACGGUCUCGGGUUAAACAGGUGCUUGCAGAUAUUGCUAAGCAAGUGGAUUUCUGGUUUGGGGAUGCUAACCUGCACAAAGACAGAUUUCUACGAGAGCAAAUAGAAAAAUCUAGAGAUGGAUAUGUUGAUAUUUCACUUCUGGUGUCUUUUAAUAAAAUGAAGAAGUUGACUACGGAUGGGAAGUUGAUUGCCAGAGCACUGAAAAGUUCAGCUGUUGUAGAGCUGGACUUAGAAGGCACCAGAAUCAGGAGAAAAAAGCCUCUGGGUGAAAGACCAAAGGAUGAGGAUGAGCGUACAGUGUAUGUGGAGUUACUUCCCAAAAAUGUUAAUCACAGCUGGAUUGAAAGAGUAUUUGGGAAAUGUGGCAAUGUGGUUUAUAUAAGUAUACCACAUUAUAAAUCUACUGGAGAUCCAAAGGGAUUUGCCUUUGUGGAAUUUGAAACAAAAGAGCAAGCAGCAAAAGCUAUUGAGUUUCUUAACAACCCACCGGAAGAAGCGCCAAGAAAACCAGGCAUAUUUCCCAAGACAGUGAAAAAUAAGCCUAUUCCAGGAUUAGGAGCAGCUGAGGAAAAGAAAAAGAAAAAGAAGAAGAAAGGCCGGAUUAAGAAGGAAGACAAUGUGCAAGCAAAAGAAUUAAAUAUGGACACAAGCAACGAGAGCAUCUGUAAAAUGAAAAGGUCAAGGACAGCAUCUGAGGGCUCCGAAACGGAAACAACCCCUGAACCUCAAAAGCAGCCCACAAAGAAAAAGAAAAAACGGGAAAGAGAAGUGACCAGCUUACCUGAAGGCAAAACAGGGAAAAGAAAGCGAAGCGGUUCUGAAGAUGCAGAGUGCUUAGCUCCCAGAUCUAAAAAGAAAAUGGCUCAAAAAGACAUUAAAAAGGAAGCAUCCGAAAUUUCAAAAGAAAACAGAGACUUAGAAUUCUCUACAGAAGAGGAAAAGGAUGGUGGAGAUAUAAAAGAUGGUUCUCUACUAAAAACAAAGAGAAAGCAUAAGAAAAAACAUAAAGAGAGACAUAAAAUGGGAGAAGAAGUUAUACCGUUGAGAGUACUGUCUAAGAGCGAAUGGAUGGAUUUAAAAAAAGAGUAUUUGGCACUACAAAAAGCCAGCAUGGCUUCUUUAAAAAAAACUAUAUCCCAAAUAAAAUCAGAAUCAGGAAUGGAGACAGACCAAGGAGUUCCUAAUAACUAUGGAAUGGGAAAUGAAAAAGCCUGCAGUCAAGAGAAUCACCCUCAGGAGAAGGUUAAUGCUCAAGGACCACAGUUUGUGAGUGGAGUGAUUGUGAAGAUCAUUAGCACAGAACCUCUACCUGGCAGAAAACAAGUUCGGGACACUUUGGCCGCAAUCUCAGAAGUUGUUUAUGUUGAUUUGCUAGAAGGAGAUACAGAAUGCCAUGUCAGAUUUAAAACUCCUGAGGAUGCUCAAGCAGUAAUGAAUGCAUAUACUGAAAUUAAAAAAAAGCACUGCUGGAAACUCGAGGUCCUUUCUGGUGAUCACGAACAGAGGUAUUGGCAGAAGAUUUUGGUAGAUAGACAGGCCAAACUUAAUCAGCCUCGGGAAAAGAAAAGAGGCACUGAGAAGCUAAUCACCAAAGCUGAGAAGAUCAGACUGGCAAAGACUCAACAAGCAAGUAAACAUAUUAGAUUUUCUGAAUAUGAUUGAGAAAAAUCAAAGUUCACCUCUUAAUUUCACUGAAUUCUUAAACCAUUCUUGGAAAAUCCAUUUUUAUUAUGCUAAUAUUACCUAAUGAAUGUAUUUCUAAAAUCUGCAUUUAAUUAAAAAGAACCUUUGUUCCUUAACUUGUAAAUAAAAGACAUUUUUUCUAGAGAGAGGUGCGUUGUAUACCACAAUGUAUCAUUAAAUAUUUGUUGAAGUUACAUAA
Messenger RNA from Sciurus carolinensis (gray squirrel), 1957 nucleotides. It is a transcript of the gene Larp7, whose product is annotated as La ribonucleoprotein 7, transcriptional regulator. NCBI's taxonomy places the organism in Eukaryota, Metazoa, Chordata, Mammalia, Rodentia, Sciuridae. Gene Ontology annotation, cellular component: nucleus. Gene Ontology annotation, biological process: RNA processing. Gene Ontology annotation, molecular function: mRNA binding. The record is from RefSeq and is a predicted model, not a curated record.